Sphaerulina musiva SO2202 is the source of this 762-nucleotide messenger RNA. RefSeq lists its product as uncharacterized. Bases 61 to 519 code for a protein of 152 amino acids. The transcript is spliced from 2 exons. Gene Ontology annotation, cellular component: membrane. The record is from RefSeq and is a predicted model, not a curated record. NCBI's taxonomy places the organism in Eukaryota, Fungi, Ascomycota, Dothideomycetes, Mycosphaerellales, Mycosphaerellaceae.
CCACACCACGCCAUAUCAUUACCUUUCAGCAUAGUUCAUAAUUAUCCGUAUAUCAAUACCAUGUCUGCGCGUCUCGGUCUCGGCCUGGGUCUCCCAGUGACGACCACUUUCGCCUUGCCCCUCUCCCUCUACUACGUUUUUCUUCAAGGGCGCGUAGUACAGCAGCGCAUCAAGGCCAACCAAGCCAUUUCGCAAUCCUCCUCACCGACCGCCGGCGAAGACGACGGACUCCUCGUAGCCUGUCGCGCUCAAGGCAACUUCAACGAAAACGUCCCACUCGCUCUUCUCCUUGCUGGAUUCGUGGAGGCCAACGGAGGAAGCAGGAAAGUCCUGACCUGGGCUUUGGCCGCACUCACGCUUGCGAGAGUGAUACAUGUUGAGGCGGGAUUGUUGGUGCAUGGCAAGAAGCACGCGCAUACAGGACCAGGACGUCCCAUCGGCUUCUUCGCCACGCUUGGUGUUGAGUUGGGUCUUGCUGGCUAUGGCGCUUACCUUGUGAAAGAGUACUGGGGUUUGUGAUGGAGGGACAUGGCGAGAUACGCGAUAUGAGGAAACAGUGCUGCGUUUCGCGUGAAUAGCUACGUGCCUUCGCGCGGCGCUCUCGCAUUGUAACGAUACCUAUUCCAUGAUUUAAUUUUAGCUACCUCCUAGGGAUGGUGAACAGGUCAAACAGACAUAGCUGCUGACCCCGCGCAAGGCAAUUCUACGUAAAUUGAGCAAUGUGUUGAUCAGGGAGUGCCGUUGAUGUAUGGCGCCCGGCAG